Spodoptera litura is the source of this 3718-nucleotide messenger RNA. RefSeq lists its product as uncharacterized. NCBI's taxonomy places the organism in Eukaryota, Metazoa, Arthropoda, Insecta, Lepidoptera, Noctuidae. The record is from RefSeq and is a predicted model, not a curated record.
UUCGCCGAGUUCGCGGCCGCUCGCCGUCCGUGCCGCGCUUUACGUCAUCAAAAUAAACUCGGGCAAAUGUAUUUACAAUGAAAAUACGGUGAAAAUAAACGAGUCAGCGACGUUAAUUAUCGAUAUAAAGCACUGUGAUUGUUUGUUGUAAAUGGUGGAGUGAUGAAACCGGUUGUAGUGUGUUUCGAAAUUGAGAAAAGUGUUUGAUCACGGUUUUACGACGUAUUAUUGUGAAGUUGCGAGUGUAAUUGUGUGCUGUGUUGGGUGCUGGGUGCCCUGUGGUGUCCGCGUUGCCCACGCAGCCAGCUGUGGUCCGUGCGACAAGUAAAUAAAUAGUGUUUAGUGUUAGAGUGUGCAUCGGAGAUGACCUACAUACAAUAGACACGACACAAGAUGUAAGCUGUAACCAUCGCCAUCUAGUGACAUGAAGAUACAAACAGUGGCGGGGAGGGCGGUAGUGUGCGAGGAGCCGCCGCGGUCCACGGCGUAUUACUACGCGGACCUCGAGCGGCUGAAACGUAGCGAGCCUGCGCCCGCUCAGUCCCCGCCGACAGCGCUCAGCGAGUAUGUCGCAGCGUGUGACGUAGCUGACGAUGGUGCCGUACGAGAAGUACCACCACUUCGCGAUAGAGGGCGCCAGCGAAGUCUGCCUGAAUACUCCCGCAAAGAGGACACGUAUUCCACAGCGGGCACGUUUCCUAUGCCCGAGCCGAAGGAGAAAGAACCAUUACUAGCGGAGCUGGAAGUUGUGGGGAGGUUGCCGCUGUCGCAACUAGAUGGCGCUAGUGGCGUGCGUCGCAGUCGCAGUUGGUACCUGUGCUGCCCCAACGUGCCGGACGAGGAGAUCUCUCGUGAGUCCUCAUGGCGGUACUCCAGUCUGCGACCUGUGACAGCGCCCCCUGUGCCCAACAACUCUGCGCCGCACACGCUUACUAUGACGGUGGCGGGUCAGAGUUCAGGGCGCGAAGACGUGGCAUCACUGCGCGCGGAGCGGGACGCGUUAGCUCGAGCGCUAGCAGCCGAGCGACAACGCGCGGCGACAGCGGCGCGGGCACACGACGCGCGCCUCGCGGAGUUACACGGCGUCAUUGCAGAGCUCGUGCGACGCCGCGCGCACGACAAACAUGCGCGGGCGAUACCGGAGGAGGAUGUGUCAGACGAGUGCGAGUCGACGACGCAGCCAGCCGGCGAGCUGGACAACGACGCUGACCACUCGCGCACCGACCAGAACGACACAUCAUCAGCUCUAAGUCCUGAACUACCAACCCCUCAAGAAUCGAAAGUAGAAAACACAAUACCAGCCACCUUUGAAGACCUCCCGACCGAUACAGAGACCAGCGGGCACGAUAUCAAGGCGGAGUGUCCACGCGUGGAGGUGACGACCCCCUCUCUGGCGGAACAGUGCGACACUAGCCUCAACCUCUCCGAGAGGGACUCCGACCUCUGUCUCAGCACUGCACGUUGUUGCGACAACGUGGUUGGUUCGGACACGUUAGGGGGCGGGGCUAGCGGAGCGGGGGGCGGGGCCAGCGAGGAGGCAGGGGGCAGCUGUGAGAGGGAGAGGGGAUCACCUGACUCGCCUACACUCUAUACUCCUUGUACUGGUCGGUGCGAGUCCCGGCAGGCCAAGAUGGCGUCCCGCGUGAAGCUCCGUAAGACGGAGGAGUCGGACUCCAGCAGUCCGCAACAUGACGAUUGGUGGAGUGCAGACAAACUGUCAGUCGAUGUAUGCGCGCACGCAGAGCUCAGGGAAGCAUUGCUCGCUGCGCAGGACCAGGAGGGCGGGUGCGUGUGGGCGGCGCGAUGCGCGCGGCUGCGGGCCGAGCGGCGCGUACUGCACUGCGCACUGGCGCGCGCCGCCGACACCGCGCACAGACUAUACUGCGCGUGCGCAGUGUCGGAGUCGACGUCAGUGUCGCUGUGUUGCGCGCUGCGUGCCGCCGACCGAGCGCUCGAGACAUACGACGUGUUACUGGCACUGGCAGAGACCGCGCCAGACACUCACUCGCACCAGCGCGCAGCCACAGAACAAGUAGCGCUCCAACUCUUGGCUCGCCUGGAGUCUGAUGGAGGCACCCUGGGCCAGCCCCUCCUGUCGCCGGGCCCCUGGCUGCAGGCGCUGCAGGGCCCCGCCCCCGCGGCCCGCUGGGGGCCCCAGCUGGAGACCAAACUCAGGGCACAUGCUGCCAGGCUCAAGGCGGACACGGUGUCACUCCGCGACACGGCGCCGGCGCCCAAGCUGUUCUCGUACCACGACGUGGACGAGGCCGAGCUGGUGGCGGCCGGGCGCGGCUGCAGCGCCGCCGAGAUGGAGGACGCCGUCGCGCUGCACGACGCGCUCCACCGCACCGACACUAGCGGCCGCAAGAGUACUUCCUCCCGCCGCAGUCGGAGGCCUCGUCCCCGACACUGGCUAGACACGCAGGCCUCCGAGACCGACCUCUGAGAACAUAUCUACACACACCGGUAGGCGGCGCCGCUACACUCUAGACAUAGGCUAUCAUUAUCAGCCACUACAACAUCAUUAGAGGCAUUUUCGUUAAUCCCCACGCUUGGUGAUUUGUUUGGGGAUUCGUGUAGAGAAGCUAUCAUUGUAAACACGAACAUUCUUGGUCUUGUAAUAGCGUCUUAUCAUAAUCCCCACAAUUGGGGAUUGCAUUUAUAUCAUCGACGAUUCCUCGGUGGCUUUGAACGGCGGCAGGACAUACCCGGGUCCAGUAAUGUAAGACAUUAACGCUGUGACUGUGUAGCACUGUGACUCUCAUUCUUAUUGCUAUACUACUAAAGACCAUUUUUCUUCAUCCCUACUAGAAUACUAGUUUGAACAAUUUUCAUCUCUAUGUCUUCAGUAAUAAUGUUCAAAAUCCAUUGAAAUGUAACAUUUAGUGCUCCAUUAUCAACAUAGAUGGCAGCAUUUGACAAUCAUGUUUUUAUGUCAAACGUCAAGUCGUUAGAUUACAAAAUAGAAACACAGAAUUGUUUGCCAAACAAAGACAAAUGAAACGAAAUCACUUUGUAAUUACAAAGACAGCAUUGCACUUAGGAAGGUGCCUAAUGUCCAGAAUCCAGAUACUGGAACGUCACUCAGUUUUAGGUCGCGCUUAACUGUAGUUCUGUCUCUACACAUUCUUUGAAAAAUGACAGAGAUAGCGCGAUAUUUAAGUAGAACUUCAAAUUAGAGUAGUCUUUCAGUAUUAGGACGUAAAUUAAGUGAACCGUUCAUCAGGAUAUGUUAGCCAAGAAAUGUCCUGUAUUAAUGACGUUGGCAUAAUCUCAAUUGUUUUAAAAAACUACGCAAGUGUCGUUCGUAAAGUUAACGGUUAGAAAACCAUGAAAAUACUUCCACAUAGAACGAACACACAAAUUAAUAUUCUGAACAAAUUGACGUCACUCCAUAUUAUUAUAAUUUAUAGUUAAUGUGUUCAUUGGAUCUCUCACAUAGACCCUGACUGUAUCUCGAAUAUUACAAAACUAAUGUAUCGGAUUUUCGAUACCGAUAGUCAAAAAGACCGAAUGUGUAAUUUGUAUUCAAUUUUUUAUAAUUAUUACUACCUGUAUUUACCAUACUUCGUGCAAAUAACCGUUCUUAUUCUUAUUCUUAUUCAAUGUAAAUUGGGUGAAGGUAUCGAAAAUCCGAUACCAAAUACAUUAAAAUUAAGUUUACAAUAAUUAUGACGCGUCACGUCCAAAUUUUAAAAUUAAUUAUUUUCGAGUGCCA